AUGGUUCAAACCCCUCAACAACGACGCGCCAACUUGGCAUUUGCCAAGACACAAGAGAAGAAAAUGGGACGAGCCACGAGUGAUCUGCCGACGAAGAAGGAGAAGCCACAGAAGUCGCCCAUCAGUCCCAUUUGGUUAUAUCUCCUCAUUUUCGUCAUCGUUGGUGGAUUGGCUUUCGAGGCAAUUCGUAUGAUUGUUGGUCUCUUCUAG
Molecule: messenger RNA, 210 nt
Organism: Ramularia collo-cygni
Lineage: Eukaryota; Fungi; Ascomycota; Dothideomycetes; Mycosphaerellales; Mycosphaerellaceae
Product: related to secretory pathway protein YSY6
Exons: 3
Coding region: 1-210 (69 amino acids)
Cellular component (GO): endoplasmic reticulum
Source: RefSeq, a predicted model, not a curated record